UGAAAAUGUUGUCAUGUAAACAACGAUAACAUUUAACUACGUUAGCUCAAAAUCUAGAAUUGAAGUACCUGGUAAUGGCUUUAUACUCAUACAAAUGAUUCAUCUUUCAAUUUUUCAUCAUUCAAGGUAACCCUCUCCAAACCCUCCUUUUCCCCCUUUUUGUUUCUUAUUUUCAAUAUAAAGUUUGUAUUUUUUUUUUGAUAUGGACAAGAGUAUUUAUACAUUCUUAACUAUACACCGUUGGGAGUCCCUUAAUCGCAUGAAUUAUAGGUUAGCUUCUCUUAGACCUGUUCAUGGAAUCCUAGCUUUUAAAUUCCUCAAUUGGCUCAUCAAACAACCUAAUUUGGACAUCAAUCAUUUUACUCAUAUCAUUUCCACUACUACCCAUAUACUUGUUAGAGCUAGAAUGUACACUUUUGCCAAAACAACUUUGAAACAUAUGUUACACAUGCCUAUUGGUUUCAACAAUGUUUUUGCUGCUUUGAUAGAGACAUACCCUUUUUGUCAUUCAAAUCCUGCUGUUUUUGACCUACUCAUUAGGGUUUGUUUAAGGGAGAACAUGGUUGGAGAUGCUGUAAAGACUUUUCAUUUGAUGGGUUUUCGAGGGUUCAACCCUUCUGUGUACACUUGUAACAUGGUGCUAGCUUCAUUGGUAAAGGACCAGAAAGUUGAUUUCUUUUGGUCCUUUUUCAAAGAUAUGCUUGCCAACGGGGUUUCUCCUAAUGUUGCCACAUUCAACAUAUUGUUGAAUGCUUUGUGUGGACGUAGCAAGUUUAAAAGCGCUGCAUUUCUCUUGAGGAAAAUGGAAGAAACCGGUCAUUUUCCAACUGUGGUCACUUACAAUACUUUGCUUAAUUGGUAUUGCAAGAAAGGAAGGUAUAAGGAAGCUUCUGAGCUUAUUGACUCCAUGGUAUCUAAGGGUAUUUCGGCCGAUGUUUGUACAUAUAAUAUGUUGAUAGAUAGUUUGUGCAGAAAAGGUAGGAGUGCAAAAGGUUAUUUAAUAUUGAAACGGAUGAGGAAGAGUAUGGUGUAUCCUAAUGUGAUCACAUAUAAUACUCUUAUUAAUGGAUUUGUUAAGGAGGGGAAGAUUGGAGUUGCUACAAAAGUUUUUGAGGAGAUGUCGUCAUGUAACUUGUCACCAAACAAUAUUACGUACAAUACUUUGAUUUUCGGUCACUCUAGCAAUGGCAACAUUGCGGAAGCCUUGAGACUUUUUGACGCGAUGGUUUCACAUGGUUUGAGACCUAAUGAAGUGACGUACGGAGCUCUUUUAAAUGGGAUAUCCAAGCAUGCUGAAUUUGGAUUGGUUUCUAGUAUUCUUAAGAGAAUGAGGAUGAAUGGUGUUAUGGUUAAUCAUAUUAGUUAUACAACAAUGAUCGAUGGAUUGUGUAAGAACGGCCUGCUUGAAGACGCUGUACAUUUGCUGGAGGAUAUGCUAAAAGUUUCUGUCAAUCCCGACGUUGUUACAUUUUCGGUACUCAUCAAUGGAUUUCUUAGGGUGGGGAAGAUAAAUAACGCAAAGGAGAUAAUGUGUAAAAUGUACAAAGCGGGACUUGCGCCAAACAGCACUUUGUAUUCAACAUUGAUCUACAACUACUGCAAGAUGGGAAACCUAAACGAGGCGUUAAAUGCUUAUGCAGUUAUGAACCACAAUGGUCAUGUUUCAGAUCACUUCACAUGUAAUGUGUUGGUUUCCACUUUUUGUAGAUCCAAAAGACUUGAAGAAGCCGAGUAUUUUAUGGACCACAUGAGCAGGAUGGGUCUCGAUCCUGACUCUGUUACUUUUGAUUGCAUUAUAGAUAGUUAUGGAAAUUCUGGUGACGCAUUAAAAGCGUUCGCUAUGUAUGAUAAAAUGAAUAGUCUAGGCCAUUUACCAAGUCAGUUCACGUUCGAGGGUCUAUUGAAAGGACUUCUUCUUGGCGGACAUAUUAAUGAAGCCAAAAUAUAUCUGCAUAGACUUAGUAACAUUCCUUAUGCCAUUGGUAGUCUUUUCUACAACACAAUGCUUACUUUGACAUCAAGAUCUGGAAAUUUAUCGAAUGCAGUUACCCUUCUCGAUGAGAUGGUUAUGAAUAAUUUUGUGCCUGACGACUUUACGUACACCAGUCUUAUUGCAGGACUAUGCAGGAAGGGCAAAAUGGUCCCUGCACUUCUUUUUUCAGGAAGGGCAAUUGAAAAAGGUUUAUUAUCUCCAAAUCCUGCUGUUUACACUAGUUUAGUUGAUGGUCUUCUUAAGGAAGGACAUUCAAAAGUUGCUUUAUAUAUUUUUGAAGAUAUGUUGAACAAAGGUGUUAUCCCUGAUACUAUUGCAUUCAAUGUUCUCUUGGAUCGAUACUCACGGAAGGGAGAAAUGUCAAAGGUAAAUGAUAUCCUUUCAACAAUGAGGAGUAGAAGUUUAAGCUUCAACUUGGCUACUUACAACAUUCUCUUGCAUGGAUAUUCAAAGAGGCAUGACAUGGCAAGAUGUUCUCAGUUAUACAAUAAGAUGAUCGGACAUGGUUGUGCGCCUGAUAGGUUAACAUGGCACUCUCUUAUUCUUGGAUAUUCAAAGUCUGGAUCAUUAGAUGUCGCUGUAAAACUUCUAAGAAAGAUAACAGUUGAAGGUUUCAAAGCUGAUUGUUUUACGUUAAACGUGCUUGUUAGUAAGUUUUGUGAACGGAAUGAGAUAAAAACGGCACUCAAUCUGGUAAAACAAAUGAGUAUGUUAGGAGUUACUCCUAAUGUUGAUACAUACAAUGCCCUUUUUAGUGGAUUUAUUAGAACUUGUGCUUUUGAUGAAGCUCAUUGUAUUUUGCAUGCCUUGUUGGAAAAUAGUUAUGCUCCUACAUGUAAACAAUUUACCUCGUUAAUUAAGAGCAUGUGUAGAAUGGGAAAUAUAAAAGGAGCAAUGGAGCUGCAAGAUGAGAUGAAAACCCUCGGGGUUGGCUCCCGAGGUGUUGCUAUGAGCGCUAUAAUCAGAGGGCUUACACGUUCAAGGAAAACUGACAGUGCUGUUAACGUUCUUGAUAUCAUGCUUGAGAUGCGAAUCAUUCCAACUGUUGCUACUUUCACGACAUUAAUGCACACCUAUUUCAAAGAAGCGAAUGUUGCCAAGGCAUUGGAAUUGAGGAGUGUAAUGGAACAGUGUCAUGUGAAGCUUGAUGUUGCUGCAUACAACGUUCUUAUAUCUGGCCUUUGUGCCAAUGGUGAUGUUCAAGCUGCUUUUAAACUUUAUGAAGAGAUGAAACUAAGAGAUCUUUGGCCUAAUACCUCUAUAUACAUAGUUCUUAUUGAUUCAUUUUGUGCCGGAAAUUAUCACGUUGAAAGCGAAGAGCUAUUGAGGGAUUUACAGACCAGGGAAUUGAUGUCUUUAGAUUUAUGUGGAGGCACUGAAAGACUGAAAGAACUAUUGAUGAUUGCAAGGAAAAAAUUAAUUCGUACGAGGUGCAAAACAAGAAGAAAAUAUGGAAGACCACUCGUCGUAUCUCCAGAGGGAAACUAAAUGCGACAAAUACUACAAGUUGAAAAAGGAGGUGCGAAACAGAUGGUGUGACAUACACUAAUCCUGCCAAGGUUUUGAAAAUUUCAAAUAUGGGUGCAAAUCUGGGAGUUAGCAAACAAGUUACUGUGGCACGGAGUGGUGAAUCCUAGUCAUCAGAUUUAUGUCCUAGAUCUGAUGGAUGAGCAUGGAUUCUGAAAAUAACUCAUCUCAGUUGUCAAAUGGUAAGGGUCUUUCUGCAAGAACAAAUAGGGUGAAUUGCGUAACCUUCUUGUAGCAGCCGAAAGUGCGGAUAUUUUGAAAGUCCCUCAGUUGAAGGCACAAAAUUACGUUUUAAAGGGAGCAAAAUGCACGACCAGGUCUUGUUGUUCAACUUUGAGUAUAUCAGGAGGUUCUGUCAAAAAGUCAUUGAUGCAUUUGUCUUUAAAAUUUGUGCUUAAUCUUCUUGGCAUGCAUUGAACAACUUUUGUUCAUUUUAUGAUGUGCUUCCUCAGUCUAUGCAGUGGUCAUGUAUGUUUAUUUAAUCUUCCUUAUAUGACAUCUUUACCUUUCAUUGUUCAAAUGUUAAAAUUUUCUCUUUUUGGUAACUUAUUAGUUGAUAUUAUAGAUUAUAAUUUAUUCUCCCCCUUUGUUGAUACCUACUACUCCUUUACCUUUACAGGUUGUCGUUUUCCUGAUUUUGACUAAGGUUUUGUUAAGUGCAUGCAUUCAACUCUAUAAACAUGUAAAUUCGGCUUCAGUUUUAUCAAUUAUGUGUUAAAGAAUGUUUUGGAAAUGUAAUGUUAUUGUUGCUUUCCUCCUUGCAGGAUCAUACUCCCAAAAUACACGUUGCACAUUGACUGUUGACAUCAAAUUGGAUGUGUUGCGACAGUGCUUUUAAACCUUUACCUUGAGAUUUUGAGAAAGUGCACUUCACUUGUUUACCGGACAUAGGAGAGAUUCAAGUUCAGGGAUUAAUGGUGAGGCGUAAAUCAUGUUUCUACUACCUGCCUGAUUCCUUUCCUGUAAAGAAUGUUUUCCCAAAGAUGAGAGAAACAUGGUUUCUCCAUGUGGAAGUAAGGCCUUUAAAAUGUUUGCGAGUUCCAUGUUUACCCUGUGAUGUGGCUAUUACUUUAAAACAACGGAACUUAAUGACUUAUAACUGUGAAAAUAAAACAAGAUGCAACUGUGAAGAAAAGAGAGAGGAAGAACUUAAUCCCUGCGCAUAUCCAUCAGAAGAGAAUGAAGUUAUUGAUCACGUUUUGAAGGAAAGGGGAAAUUCUCAUGAAAAUUCCGAGCAUGAAAUGCCAGAAAGAGACUCCUGCAGAUUUGGAGACAAACCUACCAGCACGGCCAGUAAGAGUCGAUGUGCGAUGCCAGAGACUAAUGUUGAAUUUCAGGUUGAGUUGUGUGCUAGCUCAGUGCAAGAAACUCCGAGUAAUAUGUCGACACAAGUAAUAUCAGUCUCUGGUAUAAUCAAUAAAUAUUUUUCAGGUUUCAAUGCCAUUGACAAAUUUAGCAGCUCUUCAAACUCAGAUGUUACAUCAAGAGCUGUUCAUAGUGAGAUUGAAGUUCAAUCUAACACCAGAGCACAAAGUUUCUCAAAGAAACAAGUUGAUUCAUUAUCGCAGUUCUCUCCCAAAAUACCUCCACAUGUUCCAUUGCAUGUGGAAUUGGUUUCCAAAACUUCAGGUAGCAAAACUAGGAAAUCCAAAGUUGAGAAAUGUAGUAAAAAAAGAAGAUCCAAAGUUGAGAAAUGUAGCAAAAACAGAAGAUCCAAAGUGGGGAAAUUUCUUCUAUCAGCUUCGAAGAGUCUCGGGGCUUCUAAUAAUAACUCGAGUCCUGCACUCUCUUUAUGUAAAUUCAAAAAUAUAAAACUACUAGAGGAAAUAUCUCAAAUUAAUCGUUCAAUAUUUUCCAUAUGUGAUAGUGAUGAUUGACGUUAUUAUCGUGUAGACUGUCAAAAAGGCGUAUAUAUGAUGUAACCAGUUAUAUUGAUCUGUUUAUUUUGGCAACUACAUUGAACUCA
Messenger RNA from Lathyrus oleraceus (garden pea), 5486 nucleotides. Its product is annotated as pentatricopeptide repeat-containing protein At5g55840. The transcript is spliced from 6 exons. Gene Ontology annotation, molecular function: protein binding; mRNA binding. The record is from RefSeq and is a predicted model, not a curated record. Gene Ontology annotation, cellular component: mitochondrion. NCBI's taxonomy places the organism in Eukaryota, Viridiplantae, Streptophyta, Magnoliopsida, Fabales, Fabaceae. Bases 203 to 3481 code for a protein of 1092 amino acids. Gene Ontology annotation, biological process: mitochondrion organization; RNA processing.